GAAAAAUGGUUGCACCACGUGACUCUCCAUCUAAAAAUUCCAAGAUGGCGGAUCCGCUCAUGGGCUGAGUUCGUUGGUGGCGCGCGCGCCGCUGUGUCCGCGCCGGGCCCUCGCCGCGCAGCUCUCCGUCUUGCCCGUGGCCACUCAGGUUCCCAUUUUGAAAACCAUUAGAAGAUAUUCUGCCACCCUGUUGGAUUACUUUGUAUACAGCUCAGCAUGUCAUUUUGCCCUGGAUUUUAUAUGGUGGCCAUGAUUUAAUACCCACUUCCUAUUUCUAUGUAUUAGUGAAGCAUUGGAGCUCUUAAGAGCUGCUUUUACUUGCCUGGAAACUGAUCUCGAACCCAUUCUCAAAAGGACUAGACGUUACUAGCAAUGAGCUCCCAAAGCCAUCCAGAUGGGCUUUCUGGCAGAGACCAGCCAGUAGAGCUGUUGAAUCCACCUAGAGUGAACCACAUGCCUAGCUCUGUUGAUGUGACCACGGCACUGCCCUUGCAAGUUGCGCCAACUUCAGUCCCGAUGGAUCUCCGCUUGGACCACCAGUUUUCCAUGCCCGUGACGGAACCGACGCUCCGAGAACAGCAGCUCCAGCAGGAGCUUCUGGCGCUCAAGCAGAAGCAGCAGAUCCAGAGGCAAAUUCUCAUAGCCGAGUUUCAGAGGCAACACGAGCAGCUCUCCCGGCAGCAUGAGGCCCAGCUGCACGAGCACAUCAAACAGCAGCAGGAGAUGCUGGCAAUGAAGCAUCAGCAGGAACUCCUGGAGCACCAGAGGAAGUUGGAGCAACACCGGCAGGAGCAAGAGCUGGAGAAGCAGCAUCGAGAGCAGAAACUUCAGCAGCUAAAAAACAAAGAGAAAGGAAAAGAGAGUGCAGUGGCAAGCACAGAAGUAAAGAUGAAGUUGCAAGAAUUUGUCUUAAAUAAAAAGAAAGCUUUGGCACACCGGAAUCUCAACCAUUGUAUAUCCAGCGAUCCUCGCUUCUGGUAUGGGAAGACCCAACACAGUUCUCUGGACCAGAGUUCCCCACCCCAAAGUGGAGUAUCCGGCACCUACAACCACCCUGUCCUGGGCAUGUACGAUUCCAAAGAUGACUUCCCGCUCAGAAAAACAGCAUCUGAACCCAAUCUGAAACUACGAUCCAGACUAAAGCAAAAAGUGGCUGAAAGACGGAGCAGCCCCCUGUUGCGCAGAAAAGAUGGUCCAGUGGUCACCGCUCUUAAGAAGCGUCCAUUGGAUGUCACAGACUCUGCAUGCAACAGUGCUCCUGGAUCUGGUCCCAGCUCUCCAAACAACAGCUCCAACAACAUAAGCGCUGAGAAUGGAAUUACAGGAUCGGUCACGAGCAUUCAAGCGGAGACCAGCCUGGCUCACAGACUGGUGAAUCGCGAAGGCUCGGUGACCCAGCUUCCGCUCUACACAUCACCAUCGUUGCCCAACAUCACGCUAGGGCUGCCUGCGACUGGCCCUUCCAGCGGAGGGUCGGCACAGCAGGACGCCGAGAGACUUGCUCUCCCCACCUUGCAACAGCGGAUCUCUCUGUUUCCCGGCACCCACCUCACUCCCUACUUGAGCACUACAACGCUGGAAAGAGAUGGGGGAACUGCACAUAACCCCCUUCUGCAACACAUGGUCUUACUGGAACAGCCGACUGCACAAACUCCCUUGGUCACAGACUGGUAUCUUUCAGGACUGCCCCUCCAUGCACAGUCUCUGGUUGGUGGAGAACGGGUCUCCCCUUCAAUACACAAACUCCGGCAGCAUCGCCCACUGGGGCGCACGCAGUCUGCUCCCCUUCCCCAGAAUGCGCAGGCCCUCCAGCAGUUAGUGAUCCAGCAGCAGCAUCAACAGUUUUUGGAGAAACAUAAACAGCAAUUCCAGCAACAGCAACUGCACAUGAACAAGAUCAUAUCAAAACCCAACGAGCCAGCUCGCCAGCAUGAAAGCCACCCUGAGGAGACGGAAGAAGAGCUACGGGAACACCAAGCCCUUCUGGAGGAGCCCUACAGCGACAGAGUCGCAAGCCAGAAGGAGUCCCCAGGGCUGGCCAACAUGGUGCAGGUGAAGCAGGAGCCCAUUGAGAGCGAUGAGGAGGAAGCAGAGCCACAGCAGGAGCUGGAGCCUGGGCAGAGGCAGGCCGAACAGGAGCUGCUCUUCCGUCAGCAAGCCCUCCUGUUGGAGCAGCAGCGCAUUCACCAGCUGAGAAACUACCAGGCGUCGCUGGAGGCAGCUGGCAUGCCGGUCUCUUUUGGAGGGCAUCGGCCUCUGUCCCGUGCACAGUCCUCGCCUGCCUCGGCCACCUUCCCUAUGUCUGUGCAGGAGCCACCCACUAAGCCAAGAUUCACAACAGGCCUUGUGUACGACACCUUGAUGCUGAAACAUCAGUGUACCUGUGGAAACACAAACAGCCACCCAGAACACGCGGGGCGAAUCCAGAGCAUCUGGUCCCGGCUCCAGGAGACAGGUCUCCGCAGCAAAUGCGAGUGUAUUCGUGGAAGAAAAGCAACUCUAGAAGAGCUGCAGACAGUUCACUCGGAAGCCCAUACGCUGCUGUACGGCACAAACCCACUGAACAGACAGAAACUGGACAGCAAGAAACUUCUAGGUUCUCUAACAUCAAUGUUUGUCAGGCUUCCUUGUGGCGGUGUCGGGGUCGACAGUGACACAAUUUGGAAUGAAGUUCACUCAUCUGGUGCUGCUCGCCUGGCCGUGGGCUGUGUCAUUGAACUUGUUUUUAAAGUAGCCACUGGAGAACUGAAGAAUGGAUUUGCUGUUGUUCGACCUCCAGGUCACCAUGCAGAAGAAAGCACACCCAUGGGUUUCUGCUACUUCAACUCCGUGGCAAUUGCAGCCAAGCUGCUCCAGCAAAGACUGAACGUUAGCAAAAUUCUUAUAGUGGACUGGGAUGUACACCACGGAAAUGGUACUCAGCAAGCUUUCUACAAUGAUCCUAAUGUUCUUUAUAUUUCACUACAUCGCUAUGAUGAUGGGAACUUCUUCCCAGGCAGUGGUGCUCCCGAUGAGGUUGGCACAGGAGCAGGAGUUGGCUUCAAUGUUAACAUGGCCUUUACUGGUGGCCUUGAUCCACCGAUGGGAGAUACAGAAUACUUAACUGCUUUCAGAACGGUAGUAAUGCCCAUUGCCAAUGAAUUUGCCCCAGAUGUUGUGCUGGUGUCGUCUGGUUUUGACGCGGUGGAAGGCCAUCCUACACCUCUUGGAGGAUAUAAUCUAUCAGCAAAAUGCUUUGGGUACCUGACGAAGCAGCUGAUGGGCCUGGCCGGAGGUCGUGUUGUCCUGGCCCUCGAAGGAGGCCAUGACCUGACCGCCAUUUGCGACGCCUCAGAAGCAUGUGUUUCUGCUUUGCUGGGAAACGAGCUCGACCCUCUUCCAGAAAAGGUUUUCCAACAGAGAGCAAAUGCUAACGCAGUCCAUUCCAUGGAGAAAGUCAUCGAGAUACACAGCAAGUAUUGGCAUUCACUCCAGCGUUAUGCCUCCACAGUGGGGUACUCCUUGGUUGAGGCUCAGAAGUGUGAGAACGAAGAAGCGGAGACUGUAACAGCCAUGGCAUCUUUGUCGGUAGGCGUGAAGCCAGCUGAGAAGAGACCUGAUGAUGAACCCAUGGAAGAGGAACCUCCCCUGUAGCAUUCACCUUUGAGCUGGAGUUCUCCUGUUUGUUCGUCUUUGUCUUGAAGCUCUGCCAAGAAGCUUUCUCUUGUUACUCCUGCGUCCUGUCAUGGUUUUUUCCAGAAUACAGAAGGACAACCAGGUGUAAAACAAAGCAACCGAAAAAUCUCUCCAUAUCUAUAUGCGUCUACAGUAUAUACUUGCUGAAAAAGAAAAAUGCUGGUGAAGAGCAGUGAAGGACUGACAUGCUGGGCACUCUUCCUCUGAUCCUCACUUGGAGCUGAAAGGGGGAAUGACACCCAUGAAGUCUUUGGCAGAGUUGCCAAAAAGUAGAAAUCAAAGAUUCAACAACACAUAUGAAAAUAAAACAAACAAACCUUAAUUUAAAACUGGUGCUUACAAUUUGAUUACCCACAAUUCAGCAAUCUCCGCUUGAACCACUCGACCCAUCUUGUAGUUUCGUUUCUUGGAUUUUUUAAAUGGCUCUUGCCUGCCUGUGAGUCAAAGACAUUCUUGUCAAAACCAGAACAAUGUGAGAUGGUGUAUUUUUAAUGGGGAAGGACAGGGAAAGAGGACUAGUCUUAUAUCAAAAGGAAAGGGAGGGGGGGGGGAAACACAAGAGGAAAUGGUAGCCCAGAUGGAGUCGGCUUUACUAUCUCCAAAGCCAUCUGAAGAUGAGUUCGUGCCUUUUUUUUUAAUUGAUGGAUUUGGUGCAGCUGGAUUUUCUGAAGUUUGAGGAACAAUGCCUUAAGUAAAAAAACAAAACAAAAAAAAACAAAAAACACAGCAGUUCGUGAAUAUUUUUCCUCUGUUUGGGAAAGCCAAGAACUGCCAUCAGGAAGGAAGACUUUUUGGCUUGUGCUGGCAUGAUUGUGGGAAGCAGGCAUCAGCUGAAUAGAGCGUCUCCAAAAACUGUCUACAAGUUUGGAUUUGUUUUGUUUUCUUUCAUUGCUGUUUCAAAAAAAAAAAAAAAUUAAGGUAGUUGCCAAGAAAGUGGCAAAUACUGUUGGGUCUUUGAAAUUUAGCCAUUUUUUAAAUCAAAUUUUCAGAUGUUUUCUCUUCUACAUUAUCUAGCAAUUGAACUUAUCAAUUUGGUUGUUGAAGCAUGUAUUAGACACAAAUGCAGGUUUAAGACUGGAAUGCUUUUUAUAAAAAGCAACUAGCAUGAGAUAUUGCUUAAAUUGUUAGGUAUAAAUAUAUAUAUGUGUAUAAUGUAUAUUCCAAAUGUAUUCCAAGCUUAGAAACCUGAUUCUUAUGAAUUAUUGAUAAAAUAUUUAUAAUGCAUUUAUAGAAAAAUAUAUAUAAUAAAUGCAUACUAUAAUAGUAGCCAUUGAAAGCUCCCUAGGGAAAGAUUUGUGAAUUGGAAUGUAAAGGUGCUUUUGGAAAAGGAUCCAGUUUGAAACUUGAGUACUUUCAAACUAUAGUUUGGAAAGUUUUCAGAACGCCAACACGUUAGCCACUGGGCAACUACCCUAAACAUUUGUAUUUUAAGUUAAGGUUUUUAGUUGUGAUCCUUUUCUAACAAAAAUAAGGUUUUUAUAGCAAAGAUUAUGAAUUUGCUGUUAAUUUUUAUAUCGAUAUUUCACAAAACCCUACCGAAGCCUUGUUUGUGUGAAUCUGACAUUUAUUUUCCAUUUGGCAGUUGUUGUUGGUGGUUUUUUUUCUGAACGGCAACAGUGUCUAAACCUUUUUCCUCCCUGAUUUCUUGCUUGUACAUUAUUUUCCUUUUUUUUUCCUUUUUUUUUAAAAAAGCCUUUUGUACAGCGAGCAGCUUUCUGCAGGCAUAAGGAAUUGUUGCAGGCCGUUGGAUUUUAUUUCUGGAACGUGUGCAUUUAUCGGAGAGGAGGGAACGCAAUGGGCUCUUUUGUAUAAUGAUACCCACGACUGUAUAUUUCCUCAGUUCUGUUCUCAUAGCUCUGUAAAGAAAAUAAGGCGUUUUUGUACCUUACACGUAGUAGUAUUGCAAUGGGUGAUCGUCUUUAAUCCUCCCCGUGGGUUGCAGUGAGGAUCUGCCUUUAGCAGCUACCCUCUGGCGGGCUGGUCGGCCGCCCUUGGGACAGCCGGCGUUUUCCCUGUCGCGCACACAGAUACGCACCAACACACCCGCGCACGCACGCUCUGUCUCUCUCUCUCUCUCCUCUUCUUUCCGAAUGACCGUGACUGGUGGAUUUGCAACUUCAGCCGUUUGAAGAGCUUUUUCCUAAAUUAUUUUUCGGAGGGCGAGCGAGUUUAUUCUCCAGCCCUGGUGGGGUUCCCCCACCAUCACCUUUUGCAAACGGCCCAGAGGAGAAGCAGCUAAUCCCUGGGUUGAUUGAAGGAGACCGAAUUGACACGUGUAACCUUCUUAAACCUUCUUAAACCUUGAAGUAGGGUAGCACAGGUCCCUCGUCUGAACAACCAAGGGGUAUAUUUUUAGUUUAUGCUAUUAUGACAACUGACAGGGUCAUUUUUGUCGUAACUUAUUUUCCAGUUCUCGAAGGGGCUCUUUUCGCCCCCUUCAGAACUUCCUCGUGGAAGGAAUUUGAAGCAUACCAUCCAUGUGAGCAAAUGCGAGAGGGCUUGGUUUUGGUUUGACGUUGAUAAUGCGAUUGCAAAAACAGACACUACCGUAUUUGAGUUUUGCUAACCCAAGUACUUUUUAAAAAAUUGCGCAUAGCUUUGGUCGUUGGAGCCGUCUUUGGCAUACGCUAAAAAUCAGGCUCGCGUGCGGAAACGCAGCAUACCUGUAGAUGUCGUUUCUUAAAGCGACCACUUUGCUGCCGUGAUCUAAAAUUAAUCUGGCUCGCGAAUCUGGUGACUUAAUAUUUAGAAUAUUCACUUAGCCAGUUGCAAGACGUUGGCGGUAACCACGUGUACAUGAUCGCUUUUGUUGUCAGGCCUUCCUAGCAGUUUUAUAAUUUGUGCUAGCGCUUGUGGAAAAUCGGUUUUUAUGUUCCUGAGGAAUUGCUGACCGACCGUGCCGGCUUGGUUUCGUUUCAAGUUAGGUGGCUGUAGCGAGACACUCAGCAGCUUUCUGUCAUGUUGCUUUCGGGACGCCGUGCCCAUUCCCUUAAAUCAUUUCGCUAAAGCUUUCACUGGAGAUGGAAAGAUUUCCCAAGGCUUUAAAGCUUGUCUCCUCCCAAGUCUCGAUCGGGCGGAUUUGCUUCUUAAACCUGCCCGCUCCGUGGGUGAGGUCCAGAUCAUCUAGGAGCCGGUGCGGACAGCAGGCAAAAGGGGCCCCUCGUUUGGAGGAUAGCUGGGGUUUAUAUGGUUUUUUUAUCAUUAUUAUUAUUUUCCCCCCACCUUUGGAGCCGGCAGCUUCUUCCUUUUCGCUGACGCUGCUGCAGGGCCUCCGCGCAGCAGGGAGCACGGGGGGAUCUCUUCCCCCCGCUUGGAAGGCAAGGAACAUCUUGAAAUCGUCGGAUAUCGAAACGAGUCCCAGUGUUUGCAGUACGCGAUUAAUCAUUUGUUUUUUGGGUUUUUUUUUUUUUUGCUUUCGAUACAAAACAUUCCUUUUUUAUUAGUCGCAGUCAUGUAUUCAUUCCAUUCUUCCUUUUGUAAACUUUUUGGGCCCACGUCUUUUAUGGGCAUUGAUAUAUAUAAAUAUAUAUAUAAAUAUAUAUGAAUAUAUUUUUUUAAGUUUCCUACACCUUGAGGUUGCAUGGUCUGUAAGGUUGGCAUGUCUUUAUAUUGUAUACAGAUUUUGCACGCCAAACUUGGCAGCUUUGAAAAAGAAAAAAAAAUUGUUUUUUUUUUUUUCCUCUCGUGGCAUUUGCGGAGACAAAGGUUGGGACAUUUUUCGGUCACAAACACACACUCACACAAACACACACAGGAAGGAGAGUGGGAAAUUUUUUUGCGUCUUACUGAACUUAAUAAGAAAUUGUGCUUUUUAUUGUAAAAAAAAGAAUAAAUAAAAAGGACUACUUAAACAUUUCUCAUUUUAAGAAGAAAAAGACGUUUAUCUAGCACUUGUGACUUACCAAUAAUAGAGUUUAUUGUAUUUAUGUGGAAACAGUGUUUUUAGGGAAACUACGCAGAACACACAAAGUAAACUGCCUGUGUCUUUUUUUUUUUUUUUUUUUAAUUUGGUUGGGUAUUUUAAUUUCUUCACUGGGUGGGGAAGUUGGACACAACCCUUUGUCAACACAUGUAGUCAUGAAUUCUGAGAAGAUGAAUGACGAGGACUUUAAAGAGUUAACUCUUCAGCACAGCUGUGUUAACUUUUUUAAAAUUGCUUUUACAUGAUGUAUUGGUAGGUUUCACUUUAAACAGUCCUGUACUGUGCAACACUGUGGUUUAAAAUGAGACUUUACAUCAAAAGGAAAACAUGUUUCUUCAUUGUCAUGAAGUUGAGCUCGUUCUCAGCUCAUCUUCUCUUUGUCUUUGAUAUUGAUGAAAAAGUAUCCUAUUGAAAGAAAAUAAAUUAACACUUUUCUGUGCUCCAUAGUGGAGGCGCUAUUUUCCAAUUUAUGAGGAUGACAAACUUAUAUAUAUAAUAUAUAUAUAAAAGUGGGGGGAGGGGUUGAAACAUUAUUCACCCAAGAGCUUAUUACAGAUAUGUAGUAUCAAAAAGUUGUAACUAUAUUAUAUUCUACUUUAUACCUAUACAUGCUCAGUAUGACGUCACCAUUGGUAGCAGCUACCGGUUUACGAUGUAAUUUAGACACAGUUUCACUCUUAUUGUAUGGACCCUACUUUAAGUGAUGGUAGCAUUCUUUGUGCUAAAUUUUCUGAUGGUCCUUUCUUUUACUUGGUGGAGUUGGAAUAUUUUUUUCAUUCUUGUUUUUUGUUUGUUUUUUGUUUUGUUUUGUUUUUUCUUUUUUCCUUUUUUUUUUUUUUUACUGGCCAAUGGUGUCUUUCUCUGACAGUACCAACUUCAAUUUCAACUUUAUUAGGAGUCCAGUAUUUUGUACCACAUUAUGACAACUUGUUAUUCUUGUGGUGUAAAUAAAAAGAAAAAGUUAAUUAUAGUA
Messenger RNA from Dromaius novaehollandiae (emu), 8570 nucleotides. It is a transcript of the gene HDAC4, whose product is annotated as histone deacetylase 4. The transcript is spliced from 27 exons. Gene Ontology annotation, biological process: negative regulation of transcription by RNA polymerase II. Lineage: Eukaryota; Metazoa; Chordata; Aves; Casuariiformes; Dromaiidae. The record is from RefSeq and is a predicted model, not a curated record. Gene Ontology annotation, molecular function: histone deacetylase activity. Bases 373 to 3633 code for a protein of 1086 amino acids.